Zychaea mexicana is the source of this 1521-nucleotide messenger RNA. RefSeq names its product WD40-repeat-containing domain protein. Gene Ontology annotation, cellular component: Set1C/COMPASS complex. The record is from RefSeq and is a predicted model, not a curated record. NCBI's taxonomy places the organism in Eukaryota, Fungi, Mucoromycota, Mucoromycetes, Mucorales, Lichtheimiaceae. Gene Ontology annotation, molecular function: protein binding. The coding region runs from base 139 to 1452 and encodes 437 amino acids. The transcript is spliced from 10 exons.
GGAUGGUCGACUUCAUAAUCUUAUGUGCCGCCCUUUAUGAAUUUCUGGUAAUACAGCAGCGCGUCCGUCAGUUGUCUCUCCGCCAGUGUUGAUCAAGAACACCCAAUUGAUUAAAAAACGUCGACCACGCGUGUCCCAAUGAACUUGGAAUUACUAGAUCCUUGGGAACAGGAGUAUCCUCAAACAAUUGAAGAGACACUUGAAGAUGGAUACGUGUUGAACUGCAAAUUCAAUCGACGCGGUACAUUACUAGCAGCAGGCACUCACGACGGACGAUGCAUUGUUUGGGAUUUCGAUACAAAGGGCAUCGCGCGUGAUCUAUUGGGGCAUAUUAAACCUGUUGCCAGUGUGAGCUGGUCUCGCAAUGGCAGAUAUUUACUUUCUGCUUCAAAGGAUUGGACGUGUGUAAUAUGGGAUCUUAUCACGGCUGAAAAACAUAUGCGUAUACGGUUUCCAACGGCAUUGAUGAUGGCACAUAUGCAUCCCAAAAACAACUAUGUGUUUGUUGCGGCAUUGAAUCAGUCAAAUCCAGUGGCAGUCGACGUGUCAGAGGGCAGAACACGGAUAACAAAGCUGUUAGCCGAUGUAGAUUCUGAAGGCGGGAAGUUUUACGUUUCGGCUGUUUCGUGGAACAAAACAGGUAGUCGAAUAUAUGCAGGGACAUCCAAAGGUCAUCUCUAUAUCAUUGAUGGAGAUUCAUAUGAGACACUAUAUCAAACACGUGUUACAAGCACAACAAUCAAAGAUAUUCAAUGGAGCAGGAACGGAAAAGAUAUCCUCAUCAAUGCGAAUGACCGUGUCAUGCGUUACUAUCAUUUGGAGGAUCACGAUGGGAUCCCGACUCUAAAAAACAAGUUUCAAGAUUUGGUGAACCGGAUUCAAUGGAACAGCGCGAGUUUCAGUGCAGAUGGCGAGUUUGUUAUAGGAGGGUCAGGACACAAGGCCGAGCACAAUAUAUACAUUUGGGAUAAGAAUAUCGGAAACUUGGUUAAGAUAUUGGAAGGACCCAAGGAACCAUUGGAUGAUUUAUCGUGGCAUCCUAUUCGCCCUGUCAUCGCAUCAGUUAGCAGCUAUGGAAACAUCUAUUUAUGGACGACGAAGCACGAAGAAAACUGGAGCGCGUUCGCACCUGAUUUUACAGAGUUAGAAGAGAACUUGGAAUAUGAAGAGAAGGAAGACGAGUUCGAUGUGGUACCGGCGGAAGAGGUAUCACGACGGAAAGAAGAUGACGAAGAUAUAAUUGUCGAUGUAACAACUGUCGAGAACGUGCAAGCUUUUGUGGACUCGGAUGAUGAGGAAAUGGAAGAAGAUGAAGUCUACUAUUUGCCACCCGUAGCAAAUGCCAGUGAUGAAGAGGAAGGAGAUGAAGAUGAGGAAGAUGGCAGUGACAGGAAAGGCGGUCAAACAAUAGAUCAUUCAGAACGCGAUGUGCGAGACGUUUUUAUGUCAUAAAAGUCCCAACACCCAUCAUCAUUUCAAAACUGUCGAUGAAACCCGUUUGAUUCUCCCUGCACAUGUAAA